Molecule: messenger RNA, 1887 nt
Organism: Syngnathus typhle (broad-nosed pipefish)
Lineage: Eukaryota; Metazoa; Chordata; Actinopteri; Syngnathiformes; Syngnathidae
Gene: grtp1a
Product: growth hormone regulated TBC protein 1a
Exons: 8
Coding region: 71-1117 (348 amino acids)
Source: RefSeq, a predicted model, not a curated record
GGCGUGAUCGAACGCAGUCUGCAAAUAUCUCGGGGAGAAACGGACCGAAAGUAAGGAGAACGGAGAAGACAUGGAGAAGAAGAAGACGACGAGCUCCUACGGCGACACAGCCAAAGACAGAGUGAACAGGGUGGAUCCAUACGGCUUUGAGCGUCCAGAAGACUUUGACUAUGAGUCCUAUGAAGAGAUGAUGUCCGAGUAUCUUGUUGUGCUCACUCAAAGGUCCAUCAAGUGGUCCAAACUACUGCAGAGCAAACGCAAGGUGCAGAGGAACGUGAAAUUGAAGCGUUACAUACGCAAGGGGAUACCCAAUGAGCACCGGGCUCUGAUUUGGAUGGCGGCGAGCGGAGCUCAAGAGCAGUUGGAGAAAAACCCAGGCUACUACCAGGUUCUGCUCAAAGCCCAACAUGACCCCAAACUGGUGGAGACCAUCUGCACAGACUUGAACAGAACAUUUCCUGACAACGUGCAGUUCCGAAAGACAUCUAACCCGUGUCUGCAGAAGUCUUUGUCCAAUGUGCUGCGGGCUUACGGUCACCACAAUGCCGCUGUGGGUUAUUGUCAGGGCAUGAAUUUUAUAGCUGGGUAUCUGCUCAUUAUAACAAAAGAUGAAGAGAAGUCUUUCUGGCUGAUGGACGCGCUCCUCGGUAGGAUCUUACCAGACUACUACAGUCCAGCUAUGCUCGGCUUGAAGAUAGACCAGGAGGUGUUGGGGGAGUUGGUCCGAGUCAAGUCCCCCGGAGUCUGGAAGGCCAUGAUGGAUCACAACGUCAUGUGGACUCUUGUGGUGUCCCGAUGGUUCAUCUGCCUCUUCAUAGACAUUCUUCCUGUGGAGACGGUUCUACGGAUUUGGGAUUGCCUGUUCUACGAGGGCUCGAAAAUUCUUUUCCGCGUGGCACUGACGCUGAUCCAUCACUCCAGAGUUCAAAUUGAAGAAGCUCAGUCCUUGCCGGAUAUAUGCCAAAUUUUUAAGGAGAUCACGCGCGGAGCGUUUGUGGAGGAAUGCCACCCGUUCAUGCAGAAAAUCUUUACUGAACCUGGAAGUCUACCCAUUGCAACGUUGACCAAACUCAGAGCAGCGUGUCGAACGCAAAUUACGGCUGAGGAGGCAAAAUGAGUUUUGUUUGCUCGUGCACAUUUGAAAAUUUCACUGAAGGACCAAACGACUUGUUUCACCUUCACCUCCAUGUAUUGAUUUCGUCGUCAUCAUUUCACCGUUACGUAAAUGGAAUAGUAUGUGAUAUUUAUUACUAUGUGAAUGUAACACUAUCUUUUUAGUUUACACAUUAUUGUGAUUUGUUUCUUGUUUUUGAGAAUGUUACUCUGGAACCAGUCAAAAUCCAGGUUUCAUUUAUUUCUUUGUUUUGUACACUUUGAGCACGCUCAAGUCCCGUUACUAUCACGUCUGCCUGUUUUUUUUUUCUUCUUUCACAAGUCACCAAGAUACGCAAACAACUUUUAGAUGCAUAGGUCGUUUUACAUUCAAUUGAAAUCUGCAAGGGUUCAUUUGACUUACAUUUCCCCUGAGGUCCACAAAGUUGGAAGUCCGGUGCUGAAUCUUUCCAAGUCCAAUGGCUGGGCGAGGACUUUUCUUUUUUUUCCACAUCCAUUCCUGUGUAAACAUUGUCGAAAUAAACAAUGAUAAACUGCAUUUCGAACAUUUUCACCUCCGGCUAAGUCAUAUUUUCAAAUGACACCACAUUGUUUACAAACUCCAAAGGGGUAUAUUCAAAAGGAAUCACCACCCAAAUGUUUAUUGUUUUAGUUGUAUGCACAAUGCAAAAAAAAAAAAAAGACUUAAAAGCAUUUUCUAUAAAAAUAAAGAUUAAAUCACUCACUAGUUUCUUUGAACACUUUUUUUUGGAGUUGAGGAUAUCAGCAAGACAA